Penaeus monodon (black tiger shrimp) is the source of this 1390-nucleotide messenger RNA. RefSeq lists its product as uncharacterized. NCBI's taxonomy places the organism in Eukaryota, Metazoa, Arthropoda, Malacostraca, Decapoda, Penaeidae. Gene Ontology annotation, cellular component: extracellular matrix. The transcript has 4 exons. The record is from RefSeq and is a predicted model, not a curated record. The coding region runs from base 177 to 1127 and encodes 316 amino acids.
AGUGCUAAUCAAUAUACGUCACUGAUUCAAACGAAGGCGCUCUCUAUGGCAUCCGUACAUUCUUUGGCUAAGGUCGUGAUGUUGUGAAAGGUACCCUUCUUGUAUAUAAUGGUAGUUGGAGCUGGUGUGUUACCUCCUGCUUCCCUUCCUUCCUCGCAUACAGUCUCUUCCGAACCAUGGUCUUCAGACAGCUUCUGGUCCUUGGCGCCGUUGUGGCAGCCACAACAGCGUCUUCGCAAAUCUUCGAGAAUCACCCGCCCAUGCCACACGAAUUCGCAUACGGCGUGGAAGCUCCGGAGACAGGCGAUGUGAAGGAACAUAAGCAGAGUGUGUCUCGCACGGGGAGGACUGACGGCGAAUACCGAUGGCUUCAACCGAACGGCCUCUACCAAGUCGUCAGGUAUUACGUGGACGGUGACUCCGGAUUCCAAGCUCACGUAAGCGAGGAGCCAGGACCCGGUGUCGGAAACUACUACAGCAAUUCCCUGAGUGGGGAGAGUUCCGUGGGCUUCGUUCCUCCCUUGUCCCAAGGCGUUGUUGGUAUUCACAACCCCCUUCAUCCUGGCAUCAGCAACGUGAUCACGCCUCCGAGCCACAUCUCUUUCACCGGCCCAUUACCUAACCCCCUCAUCACGGCUCACGGUCAGACCUCCUUGAUUCCCCUGACGCCCACACAUGUUUCUGUCUCCUCUGAUCUGGGAGCAGGCCAACCCUUCUCUUCCUUCUCGAGGCCUGGAAGUUCCUUCUCUUCCUUCUCGAGGCCUGGAAAUUCCUUCUCUUCCUUCUCGAGGCCUGGAAAUUCCUUUUCCUCCCUCUCUAGGCCUGGAAAUUCCUUCUCAACUUUCUCAGUGCCUAGCCAAACCUUCUCCUCCUUCUCGAGGCCUGGUCACUCCCUCUCCUCCUUCUCGGGGCCUGGCCAAACCUUCUCUUCCUUCUCGAGACCCAGCCAUUCCUUCUCCUCCGUCCCAAGGCCCAGUCGCGUCUCCCUCUCUCCUACGGCGCUGGAUAGCGGCUCCUUCUCCACCACCGUGGCGCCUCACCACACCUCCUUCACCACCACCCCAGGAUUCAACACUCACCACCAGAAUUUCGGAGGAGUGACCGAUGGAGGUAUUAUCCACGUGUAAAAGGACAACGAAGACUCCUCCUCCUUCUCCUCCUUCAGGAUUUUCGCCUUGAAAUUCACCGAUAAGAACAGGACCAUAGAUGGAGGCUUGACUCUCCUCAGCCUGAAACGACUUGCCUGUUGUAUAUCCAUGGGAGAAUUCUGCACGUUCUCUGUUUCGCUACAAAUGCUGAAACCCUUAAACUCACUCAUUUCUGGAAGACUGUAACGAUCCCUUCUUUGCCAAUGACUCAAAACGGCACGAGAAUAAAGAAUGCAAACUAA